AUGAAAGCAAAAGCAAUCGAGAUAAGAUGGCACAACACAAAGCCAAUCUACUCCACCGACUUCCAGACCAUCCCCCCCUCGAACCUCAACUCACUCAUACCCAGCAGAUCCCAUCCUUACCUGCAGUCUGAAGCCCACAAGCAGGUCCAACAACUGGAAUCUGAGAUCGGAUGCGGUCAAGUUUGGCGAUUGGCAACGGCUGGAGGGGAUAACCUCGUCAUGAUGUGGCUCGUUUAUCCCAAACCAACGAUGGCCCAAGUUAACCAACACCGGAACGCUUACCAGUCAACCGGCCAACCCACCCCCCCACCACUCGAUCCAAAAUCAUUCCUCGAUCACAAGUAUAGCCACCCUCCAAUCGUAGAAUACCUCGCCACUCUUACCAAGCAUCAAGGUGUUGUCAAUGUCGUGAGGUUCUGCCCCAGAGCUGAAAUGUUGGCCUCGGCUGGUGACGACGGGAACGUAUUACUUUGGGUGCUCUCCACCAACUCGAUACCUGCUGCUUUUGGCGAGUCGGCUGCUGACAAGGCUUAUGAGCGCGAAAGCUGGAGGACUAGAUUGAUGCUGCGCGGACCAGCUCAGUGUGAAAUUUAUGAUCUGGCGUGGUCGCCAUGUGGGGAUUUCCUCUUGACUGGGGAUACCGCUAAGACGGCAAGAAUUUGGAAUGUCACAGAUGGCUCUUGCAUUAAGCAAAUAGCCGAGCACUCUAAUUUCGUUCAAGGAGUCGCAUGGGAUCCAUUGGGUGAAUACAUUGCCACUCAGAGUAGUGACCGCUCGAUGAACGUAUACUCGGUCCAACUUCAUAAGGACGAAAGUGGUGGAGCCACAGCAGAGGUUCAUCACGUUGCAAAAAAUUAUAAAAUCGAUCUCUUAAAUCAGCAAGCUACCACCUGGAGUAGCUUCCACAACUUCCACCAUGAGAAGGAUGAUCUUAACACCUCCAGCGCUCGAUCACUCGCUACAAGUACCAGUGUCGACAACCGCAGCGAUACAUCAGCGCCUACCUCUGUUACCUCUGUCCAAACCCCUAAGCCUAAAUUACCUCAUCAAACAGUAUCGAAUACAUCCAGUGUUGCUCAAUCACCCUCUCAUCAUCCAUCUCCCCAAGUCAAUCCGGGUAGUCAAGUGCCCUCAGUUCCGCCCACUCCAACUACAGCGACAAGCACCAUGCUGAACGAAGACACCAGCAUGCAGCCACCCACCGAGAUCCCGCAUCAUACCAGUUUGAGCUCAAUAUCCACCCCUCACGUUCGCAAUCUAUCAAAUUCCCGACAGUCCUCUGUGGUUUCCAGUCAAGCCAUGUCUCCCUCCAGCCGACCCAUCCGAUCACCUUCACCAGUCCCCCCAUUACCCGCAAUUCACGUAAAUGAGGAAAAGCGGAGUAGUUCGGUAUUACUGUAUGGUGAUGAGGGGGCCAGUGCGUUCUUCAGAAGGCUGACCUGGAGUAAUGAUGGUUCAACGUUGAUCACACCGGCAGGACGAUGGGAGAAUCGAUUUACAAAAUCUGAAACGGAGAAAAAAUCUAGUAAUAAGGGCAAAGCGAAGGAGAUUGAGCGGGGAGCGGGCGCGGACACCAAGAAACGUCGAAGACGGCGGACAGCUACGAAUGACUUGAUCAUUGAAUCGGACGAUGAAGCCGAUCAGGCUGGUGGACAAGAGCAUGAGAAGGACAGUCCAACUGUGUUUGUUUACGGCAGAGGAGCGAUCAGUGCAACUAGUGGGAAUGCCCAGUCAUGCCAACCACUGGCGCGAUUACCGGGGCAUAAGAGCAGUAGUGUAGCCAUCCGGUUUUCGCCAGUCAUUUACCGCUUGAAAGCUCUCAAAUCAGCCGCCGGGUCCAAGAAGUCAGGUCAACUGGCCCCUCCCGUUCAGGUCGAAUUGGCGCAGGGAUCUCCGAUGCAAGAAAUCGAUUUGAACAAACCUACAUCUCACCAUCAUCGUACCCAGGCUCCCAACCCAGGCGAUGAGCCGGUCGGGAUAUUCAACUUGCCUUACCGCAUGAUCUAUGCCGUCGCUACUCACGAUACUGUCUACAUUUAUGACACACAACAAUCGUCGCCAAUCUGCUUAUUCAGCAACCUCCAUUUCUCGAGUUUUACAGACUUGUCGUGGACUAACGAUGGAGAGACGUUAGUGUUAAGUUCGAGUGAUGGAUAUUGUUCACUAGUGAUUUUCGACAAGGACGAGCUGGGCGAACGGUUAACAGACGAAGAAAUCCAGACGCAUUUGCCUGCCAAGUUCUUGCAGAACAUGAUCAGAAAAGAGGAGGAACGGUUGAUGUCGGCUAACCACCCAGUCACCCCGGUCCUGAUCAGUCCUCGCAAUCGUGACCAGAGCAGUAGUAGCGCGAUCGCCAGUACUCCAAGACAGUCCGCCAAACGCGACGUUGGGGAUACGGCUGGCGCGGAUCUCCCCGUCGCUCCAUCGACUACCUCUCAACCAGACACUUCUACCGACGGUCUUCCGCAGAAAAAAAAGAAAAGAGUCGCGCUCACUUACGAGGGGCCUGUCAAGGGCUAA
Messenger RNA from Puccinia triticina, 2520 nucleotides. RefSeq lists its product as uncharacterized. Bases 1 to 2520 code for a protein of 839 amino acids. Gene Ontology annotation, biological process: DNA replication-dependent chromatin assembly; nucleosome assembly. The transcript is spliced from 8 exons. Gene Ontology annotation, molecular function: protein binding. Lineage: Eukaryota; Fungi; Basidiomycota; Pucciniomycetes; Pucciniales; Pucciniaceae. Gene Ontology annotation, cellular component: nucleus; CAF-1 complex. The record is from RefSeq and is a predicted model, not a curated record.